AUGGAUUUCUUAAAGAAUCCCAUCGUCUUUUUUCGAAGACCGGGGCGCUUUUCUCUGGACAAGUUUCUUACUGGAUUGGACAACGGGUCGACUCUCUUGUUUUUCAAGAAGAAUCGGCCCGUUCUUUCAAUCCGAAGGAAUUUGUCCGCUCAUGAGUUCACCGUGCCCUCCGCCCCGGAGUACCAGGAGGAGGCGCUCGGUGAACCGUGCGGUCAGCGGGAGAGAGAGACUGAGGACGAUGAGGUUCAGAGCUCGGUGAGCGGAGCCGCCGAUCCUCAGACUCCUGCGGUCCAGACAGCAGAGGAAGCCUGUCCAGAUGAGAAGGCCAUGAUUGAGGAUGAAGACUUUGAGGAGGAGGCAUCAGAGUCUUCAUCCCAUCAUGAGCUUUCUUCCGUGUCUGGUUCAGGCUCAGACUCCAGCUCUCUUACCAAAAGGAGUUCCUCUGUUGUUGUUGACGGUAGUGGGGACGAGACCCUCACCAUCCAACCAGCAGCAUGUCUGCCGUGGAUCGGUCAGGUGGUCCCCAUUGCUGACCUUAAGCCACCAGCUCCCAGGAAAGGUCUUCCGCUGUGGAGUGAUAUGUGGUACACGGUGGACCUCAAUGGAUCCCGUGAGGAGUCCACAUCUCCAGAGUCAGCCUGCACACAUCAGGAGGAUGCUCAGAGCUCGGUUAGGUCUGAACUGAGUCCUGAUGGAGCCUCCGCUCCUCAGACUCCUGCGGUCCCGACAGCAGAGGAAGCCUGUCCAGAUGAGAAGGCCAUGAUUGAGGAUGAAGACUUUGAAGAGGAGGCAUCAGAGUCUUCAUCCCAUCAUGAGCUUUCUUCCGUGUCUGGUUCAGGCUCAGACUCCAGCUCUCUUAGCAAAGGGAGUUCCUCUGUUGUUGCUGACGGUAGUGGGGACGAGCCGCUCGCCAUCCAACCAGCAGCAUGUCUGCCUUGGAUCGGUCGGGUGGUCUCGAGAGCUGACCUUACGCCACCAGCUCCCAGGAAAGGUUUUCCGCAGUGGAGUGAUCUGUGGUACACCGUGGACCUCAACGGAUCCCGUGAGAAGUCCACAUCUCCAAAGUCAGUCUGCACACAUCAGGAGGAUACAGAGACUAAAGAUCUGAAGGCGAGGGCGGAGAUUUUAGUCUCUGAAUUGGUCCGGUUCUCCGGAUGUGGUUCUGUUUCUGCAGAAUUCCGAUUUAAGGUAGGGCAAAUGUUGGUGAGCUUUGCCCUGACCUCUGAGGCGGCAUGCACUCUCGCGAGGGAGACAUUGGACCGGGAAAUGCUCCGUCUACGCAAAGAAGAGAGUUCGCCCCAGACAUUGAUUCACCUUUACAGGUUCAUAAAGAGGAUGAGAUGGAGCCGACACCAAAGAGGGCCAGACUCUAUGGGCUGUCGGCUCGGGUCACACCUCCUCUUUCCCAGACACCAUCGUCCUCUCAGCAAAUUAAAGUAAAUACUGCAGAGGUCAAUCGUUCUUCUGUUUCUCAACCUUCAUCUAAUCACAAUCUGAAAAUUCGGCAAGUGCCUCCUCCCGCCUCUCCUCCUCGUCGCUGUUGCAAGCGUCCGGCCC
Paramisgurnus dabryanus is the source of this 1557-nucleotide messenger RNA. Lineage: Eukaryota; Metazoa; Chordata; Actinopteri; Cypriniformes; Cobitidae. The record is from RefSeq and is a predicted model, not a curated record.